UUCGGUGUUGAGAUGUGAAACAGGCCGUGUACAAGUUAUUUUCCCAGUUUCAUGAGUUCUUUGGGAAGAAUGAGGAUUUUUCGGUGCACUUGCUGACAAGAUAAGGACAAUGGCCGUCGGCAACUCUCGGAUAAACCUCCCCACGUUGGCAGUUUUCCUGGCUAUUGCCUGGACCACUCAAGCACAGUUACUGCUCCGAAAAAACGACCUGUCGGUGAAAAUUGGCAGGUCUGUCUACUUCCUUCCCGAGGAUUUCACUUUUAGUCCCAUGAAAGGAACAGAAAAGUGUCGUUUGGAGGUCGUGCAAAAUGACCCAAUUACCCAGCGUGCAGGCCGAGUGGAACCGCAGGUGUUUGACUGUAACUUUAAGAGGAACAGUGUGAAGUACAUUCACAGCGGAUUUCCACUCUUGUCAGAGGAUGUGGUGAAGUUACGCGCUCACAAAUUUACGGACUUAGAAACAGUGACUGAGACAUUUUAUCUACAUGUUAAUAUUGUAAAUAUCACCUAUGAUGUUAUAAGCAGGGACCACCUUCAGGCUGUGAGGGUUUCAGAAUAUUAUGGGAUAUCAAAUCCUAUUGACUCGUCUGUGAUUCGUUUACGUUACAACACCAACAGUAAUGUGUCGUGCACUGUUGGCUUCUCCAAGUACAAGUCCCAAUGGCCAAUUGCAGGUCAGAUGGUUAUGGGUGACAAGAAACGUGUUGUCGAUGCUGUGAAGAAAGACUGUCGAGAAUUCUUGUUUAUGGAUUUACGAUAUGAGCACUUGAAGCCACCAUUACCAGAUGUGGAUUACCUCCCUUUGACAGUUAGUUUGUAUGACCCUUCACUCAGUGAUGAAGUGAUCGUGGAGCAGUACUUUCUUCCAAUCUACAUUCAAGGAGCAUUUCCAAACUCGCUCCCCAGAGCUUCCUUCAUGAGUAUGUAUAUCAUGGAUGUUGACCAGUUCGUCCUGUCAACAAUCGUUCCUGGAGUCAUUUCAGCUGAGGACCAGGAAACCCCUGUAAGUGACCUCAUCUUUAACAUAAGUAAGCCACUGGCACAAGGUGAAGGUUAUUUGGUGAACUUGGAUGACCCCACAGCACCGAUCACAUCCUUCCUUCAAGAUGACCUUGAAAGUCACAGAAUUGGUUUCCAGCCUCCCAAUGUCAGCUUCGCGGAGAGGAAAGUAUACGAAGUCGGAUUUACAGUAUUUGACAGUCAUUUUGCACACAGUUUACCCAUCAUGCUUCACAUAGCAGUAAGGCCGUCUGCCACUCAAGCUCCCAGAGUGUCGUUGAAUAAAGGAUUGGUUUUACUGGAAGGACAGUCUAGAGCAAUAACAUCCAGUGACCUUCAAAUCGUUGACAAGGACAACAUCCGUAAUGUCAGGAUAUUCAUCAAAGGUGGCUUGAAACAUGGCCGCUUGGAAGUGAACGGAAGGGCUACGAUAUACUUCACUCCAGCCGACAUUCACGCCGGCAGGGUCAUGUACCAUCACGAUGACACUGACACUUUGCGGGAUCACGUAGAGCUACGCAUCACCGAUGGCAGGAAUACUGUGCGAGCUACAUUUCCAAUUAACAUCAUUCCAAAAGAUGACAGUCCACCAUACCUGGUCAGCAAUUUAGGCUUGGAACUGAACGAAGGUGAAACCGCUCAGAUCAGCGCACAGGUUUUGAGUGCCCAAGACUCAGAUUCCUUGGAUGAUAACAUCAUCUUCACCAUUGCAAGCCCUCCCAAGAACGGUGAGGUAGUGCAGCGGAUUCGUCCUUCUGACAAAGGCAGACUCAUAAGCCAAUUUGGACAACGAGAGCUUCUGAGAGGCCAGGUGUACUAUAAGCACUACGGGAAUGAGAUUUUCAGCGACCAGUUUGAGUUCACUGUCAAAGACAAGCAAGAGCCACCAAAUGUUUCCGGAAAGCAACUUUUCCGAAUCCAUGUGAAUCCCGUCAAUGAUAACCCUCCUCAGAUUGUACCUGAGGCCACGAGGUUGAUGUACGUGAAGGAGACAGACGUGGCAUACCUGAGUAAGUCGCAGCUCUGCUACACAGAUGUGGAAACCAUUGAUGAGGAUCUGCUCUACACCAUUGCGAGUCCACCGUACUUUGUAUAUAGUUCAGGAAGAGAAGAUGCUGGGCGCCUGAUCGCCACCCAUGAACUCACCAUGGUGAUGAAGGACCAGAACAUUCCACCCGUGUUGGCCUUCAAACAGAGCGACAUCAACCAUAUGAAGAUAGCCUAUAUGCCACCGAUGGCGGACAUUGGACCUGAGCCAAGGCUGGUCCGUUUUGUGUACACUGUUCAGGACGGAAGUGGUAACAAAGUUCUCGGGCAGCAUUUCGACAUAGAGGUGCAGCCUGUGAAUAAUCAACGUCCAAAGUUCAUAACCAGUAAACUAUUGGUUGAGGAAGGCGGUGUGUUGAGCAUCUCCACCAAUCAGCUGUCUGCGAUGGAUUAUGAUACCCCGCUCGAGGAGCUGGUUUUCGGAUGUAAAUCUGUUCCCAGAUUUGGAACCUUACAAAAGCAGGGUAUGACCAUGAAGGCUGGAGAUACAUUUACAAUUAAAGAUCUUCGCAAACAGGCUAUAAGGUAUUUACAUGACGGCUCUGAGGUAGUUCUUGACAGCUUUGUUCUGAACGUCUCUGAUGGCCUCCACAAAGUUUCCAAAGUGAUCACUAUAGAUAUCGUGCCAGUGGAUGACCAGGCACCGCAGCUCUAUGACAAUCUGCAUGCUCAUCUCAUAGUGUCUGAAGGAGGCGAGGCUGUGAUCACACAGUCUGUCCUGGCAGCACGAGAUGAGGACACAGACGAUGAACUCCUCACCUUUCUUGUCGUCAAGCAGCCCAGGCACGGCACUCUCAAGCUGAGAGGGGAAACUAUCACCAAAUUUACACAACAGAACGUGAAGGACAGGGCAGUCAAGUUUGUGCACAGCAGUGGGGAGAUAGGACCAAACACCAUGUACGAUUCCAUUACGUUCAUAGUGUCAGACCAGGUUUACCCCAGUCCAGCUGAUCUUCCAGUGUACGACCUGAAUAUAACCAUUACACCUGUGGACAAUCAGAGACCAGUGGUUCUCUCAGGUAAUCCCAUCUUUGUUAAUGAGGGAGAGAAAUAUCGAUUCACACCUGAAGCUCUUGGAGCCCGAGACCUGGAUACGCCACCAUUUUUACUGGAGUUUAUCAUAACCAAGCAACCACAGUGGGGUUAUGUCGAAAACACGAAACCGAACCCAGGGUCGGAGAGGAGUAAUGCCGGAGUCAGAGUCAACUCAUUUAAAGCCCAAGACGUCAUUGAUGGUACUAUUAAUUAUGUUCAAGGAAACCAUAUUGGAGCUGAGCCUUUGUAUGACUCCUUCGAGCUGUACGCUACUGAUGGAAAACUGAAUUCUCCCCUGGCAACCUUGUCCAUCACAAUAGUUCCUCAGAAUGAUGAACUCCCAGAUGUUAUGCUGCAAGACUUUAUACUGGCUGAAGGUGGGAAGAUGAUCAUUGACCAAUCAAUGGUGGAUGCCAUUGAUCUUGACCUGCCCAAGGAUCCAAUCACCUUCACCAUUUCCCGACCUCCACAGCACGGAGAGCUGAUGAUGAUAAUGCACACAGAAAAUGGAGAGUUGAAUGUCCCGGUGGAGGACUUCACAAUUGAUGAGCUCCACAGUGGGAUGAGCCUCCUGUACCAGCAUGAUAACUCUGAGACAAAUCAUGACAGAUUCAGUGUCAAGGUGUCUGAUGGCAGACACACUGUCCAGAAAACAUGCAACAUCACUGUGACACCGAUAAACGACGAAAAACCCGAGGUGGUGAAGAACACAGGGCUGAGGAUAAGCUACGGAGAAUCUGGUUUCAUUUCAAGUGUUGUUCUGCAGGCAGAGGAUAAGGACAACAACGACAAGCACAUCUACUUCAUCAUCACGAAAUUGCCAGAUAGAGGACAGCUGCAGUUUAGACCUGAUGAUGAACCCCCGACAAAACAGUCUAUCUGGGUAGAUAUGGAAAUCAAUCAGAACUUCACCCAGCACCACAUUGACAACAACAAGGUUAGAUACGUCCACACGGGCAGCAUGAGAAACUUGGAGUCCGAUCACUUCACUUUUGUCUUGUCAGAUGGUCUUAACAAACGGCAAACUGAAACGUUCGAAAUUCAGAUAAGGAAUUCGCGAAAGUCGCCUAACAUCGCUGUUCUGAACAGAGGCCUCCGAGUGGAGGAAGGGGAGAGGAAAAUCAUCACCACUGGAAAUCUGAGCGCUUCUGAUGAGACAACGAAAGCAGAGGAGAUCGUAUUUGCCAUAACAAAAUCGCCACGUCUGGGUCAGCUGGAGUAUAUCAACAGACCUUUCAUUUCCAUCAGCAGUUUCACACAGUUGGACCUUGCAGGACAACUCAUUGUGUACCACCAUCUGAGCAAGAGCGACAUUGUCUCCGACCAUUUCAACUUCACAGUUACCAACGGCUUCAGCGAGUCCAAGGAUGGCAUCUUCAACAUUGAGGUCAAUCCACAUGACAAGAUCCUUCCAAGUUUGAUGAUCAAUGCUGCAUUGACAGUGCUGCAGGGUUCUGAGGAAGCCGUGACACCAUUGCACUUGAAGAUCACUGAUCCUGACACUCCCAUACAGAACCUGACCUUCAUCAUUGCCAAGCCUCCCUCUUAUGGACACUUGUACAACCGAGGUGUCCUCAUCACUCAGUCCUUCACCCAGUAUGACAUUGACAGAGGAUACAUCUCGUACGAGAGCUACAGCAGCCACUCUGGACUAGACCAUUUCCUGUUCAUGGUCACUGAUGGCAGACAUGAAGGCUUUCUUAUCAAUGAAACCCUCCAGUCCCAGCCUGUGGCCUUCAGCAUUGUAGUCACACCUUUACAAAAUGAUGCUCCGAAACUGGUAGUCAACAAGUCUCCUGAUACUCUGGAGUACCUGGGUAGAGGGCGCUACGGGUUUAUCCUUAGCAACAAGAAUCUCCGUGCAGAGGAUUCAGAUACUGAUCCAUCUCAGCUGAUGUACAUCCUUAUGGAGAGGCCGCAGCAUGGGCAUCUGGAGAAUGUUGUCUCCAAGCGCUUUGUGAGGCGCAGGUUUACGCAGAGAGAUCUGGAUGAAGUGGCGCUCUGGUACGUCGUCGAGGACAAUGAUGGUGCCACCAAUGAUAGCUUUGCUUUCCGUGUGGAGGACAUCAGAGGAAAUCUAUUGGACAGGAAGAAGUUUGUGCUGAAGUGGUCUCGCGUGGAGUUUGCCAGGACAGACUUUGUGGUGUGUGAGAAUAUGGGCUCUCUCUCCCUCACCCUCACCAGAACUGGGUCCUUGGAGGAAUCAGCUUUUGUGGGCAUCAGGGUUCGCGAUCUCUCUGCUAAGGCCGGCGAGGACUUCACCAGUAGCUCUGCUAGACAAGUACAGUUUAGUCCAGGUGUUUCCACGGCAACCUGGAGUUUGACUUUCAAAGAGGAUCAUUUGGAGGAAAAUAACGAACGCCUCAAGCUGAUGCUAGACCAGCCAGUGAACACGAUUAUCGGCGAAAAGGAACGAGCUAGGAUUCAAAUCAUCGAUGCUGACCCUCAGACUGGCGAGUGUCCUCAGUACAUUGGCAUGAUCAGCAAGAACCAGCCUCUAGACAUUGGACCUUUGGAUUUCCCUCUGUCAGCUGGUGGCAGAAAAACAGUGCUGUCUACACGUCACCAGCUGGCGGGCCCCCUCCCUCUGAGCCCUCGUCAUGAUACACUGUUGCCAGGUGUGAUAAAGGGAGCUCAGCAAGACGAGAGUCCUGACAACAGAGAGGAGCAAGAACCACCCCCAAAACCUGAGCGCAAGAAGAAACGGAAGAACAAGAAGAAGAAGAAGAACAAGAAACGAAGGCGAAAACUGAAGACGAAAUCUCGGCGAGAUAAGAAGCCUAAUGCUGUCAGCAGCGUAACAAAGUCACCCGUGAAGCCUGUCCCAGUCCUCAAACCUAGUCCAGUCCCUAGAGCCCCCAAAUCUCACCUCAUACAGGCUCCUCAGAAGUGUGACAGCAGCACUAAGGGACUGUUGCACUUUGACCUGGAAAACCAGCAGAUGUUUAAAUGUGAUGGGAGGAUGUGGAAUGCUUGGCGACCUCAGCAGAGUCAAGAUGAUGAGCAACCCAGUAGUCACAAUUGUCAACCAGGUUGGUCCGAGUUUGAUGGUCGUUGUUACCUGUAUGUGAAUGACAAAGUCUCGUGGAAUGACGCUGAGCAGGUGUGCCGUGUUUCACACCAGGCAGAUUUGGUGUCUGUACUUUCCGAGUCUCAUCACAAGUGGCUGUCAGAACUGGCGGGGAGAAAUGCUUUCUGGAUAGGUUUAAAUGACAAGCGGAUGACGAACAAAUGGGAGUACUUAAACGGAGACCCUAUAGCGUAUACCAGCUGGAAAAACGGAACACCUAGGGUAGCACCCAGAAAGAAACAUAAAAAGAACUGUGUGAUGGUGAAUAGGAGGAAAAAAUGGAAGAACAAGAAAUGUGAUGGCCCAAGAGCUAAAAUUCUGUGUGAAAAACAAGCUACCACCACAACCAGCCACUCAAAUCCCUCUAAAGGGUUUUUCUUUGGAUUUUAAACCCGGAGUCAAAAAUCCCUGGGACUUUUGUUGGCCACAUGACAGGUCAUGUGACCAUGACAUUGACAAUGCUUGCAGUUACAUGCUCAGACGCACAGUUGGAAAGCAAUAGUGUCAACAUAACUGACGCAAAAGUCUGAAAGAUCUGUUUGAGGAAGAAUUUGUGUGACAUUUUUGAUGCUUAGCCCAAACAGGACUGGGUAUUGAAAUAAAAAAAAAAAUAGACACUGUGUUGCAUGGGGUAAGUUUAGGGAAGAAAAGGGGCUGUACAGGAGGAAAUUUUAGAGUGAAAAAGGUUGUGCAGUGGUUCACAAAACUCCCUCCUUUGAUCAGGUGACCUAGCUAUUUUAAUUACUGUGUAGUUUUCUACAUCGUUAAUUAGCCCUGAUAAUGGGAUUGUUGUUGUUGUUCUUGUCAAGAAGACUAUUAUAAUACGCGGAAUUUUAAUGGUAGGUCAUUAAACGCAUUUUUUCCUUUAGAAACCAAACUGUUGAGCAUCAUGUUCAUGUGUCUGUACUGGUGUAAGAAAUAGUGUACGAGUUAAAAAAAAAAAAAAAAAGCAAAAACACAUUCAUAAUCUCAUGUCAUCAUAAAAAUUUCAACACCAACACGAGUUUUGAACAAGACAUUCUGAAGUAGAUGAAAAUUUGAAUAACUGAUGGAAUGCAUGAACACUAGUUCUGAGUUUAAGGAAAAGGAAUUUGAAAUCCUCUUUCUGUAGGACAUGUUUUCAAGAUGAUCACCUGUUGAAAAUAUACCAAAGAUAUUGGUUAUUCUUACAAUGUUGUGCUAUUCAAAACCUGAAGAAGUAGGCAAAUGCAGUAGUUGUUCAAAGUCUUGACAGAAUGAAAACAACUGUUCAAAGAUGCACCUCUAUCUGAAAAAUACAAAUCUGUUGUUGAUUACAAGAUCAAAAGUUAAUACCUGAACUGGUGAGAUAAAAUGAAAUAAUCAACUUUAUCAAGAACUUUAGCUAAAGAGAUGUAAAUAUUAAAUUAUUUAGGUGAGCCUACUUGUGUACUAAGCCAUAUAAUAGUCUCUAUUAUAACAAGUUGGACGCAGCUUAUAUUAACCCUUAUAGCUUUAUAGCACUAGCAACAUGUUUGAAAGCAACAGUGUUUGUAUGCUAUGGGUCAUUAUUUUGUACAUAUUCCUUGUUACACAAUGCAUUUUCCUUUUCUAAGAUUUUUUUUUUUUUUAUCACCUAAUGCAUUUGUUAGAAAAUAGUUAUGUUCAAUUGUUUUAUUUUGCAGAGACUACUCACCAGUUUCAUUCGCCAUAUAGACUUUCAAUCUCAUGUGUACACUUUUCAAUUAAAUAUAUGUUUAUUUGAUGUCUUGAUGUAAUAUUUUCAGGAUGAAAUGGUUCUAAUAAGGUUUUUUGACCAGGCAAUCUGCAUUUUCUCCCCAAAGUUGGUUUAAUAUGUAAAUAUGCAUUAUAUCAGAUAUUAUACACAACAUUUAUUUCUGCAUAAUACAAGCAUUUAUGCUAAAGUUUUAACCUUCUUUGUAUAAUUAUUUUACCUGUUACAGCAAUAAGCAUAAUUUGAGCAUCUAUUGAUCAGUGAAGUAGAAAAAAGCUACGUGCAGUUAAUGUUAUUGAGGUCUCAAAGAGGAUCUGGGUUGCAAAAAGUCAGAGCAUUUCUGAGUUUCUGUACAACUUGUGUGUUUGUGUUUGUACUCCACAUAUAUGUACUGAAAAUUCAGUGUCGCAAAUCACAAACUAUAAUAAUUCAAACCAAAUAUUUCUUGAGUGGUAAUUUUAUGUAGAGCAAAGCACUAUAGUUUGUCCCAAAACGUUUCAUGACUUCCUGAAUGCCAGGGAAUCUUCUUGUGUGAAUUAGAUGGAAAUGCUGCAUGCUUUACCUGAAAUAUCACCAUGUUAUAUUGAUCAUUAUGCUAAAGCAGUAAACAAUAUAUUGUUGCUCUACACCUUUAUAUAACAUGACAUGAAAAUAUGCGAGACGUUAUUCUGCAGACUUCCUAUAUAUACAAUGGAAGUUUUGAGAUGCUUGUCUUUGAACCAUUUUCAGUGGGUAAUUAAGGUGUUCUCAGAGGACACCAAAGUAUAUGCCAGUCUGUGUUUGAGCUGCAUUGUUUUGAGUGGUCAGGAUUUUCAUCUGUGGCAUGAUCCAUUAAUCCCGGAUUAAGCGAUAGCAGUUGACUGAGCUGAAACUGUACCGCUUUGGCCUAUCCCUAUUAUGCUUGUGUACAGGCAUUUUCUUGUUAGUCUUCAUCGUAAAUGUACAAGUAUAGAGGUGUCAGUUACAGGGAUUUGUACCGAAUGUUACGAUGUAACCAUUGUGUUUUGUAGGAAAUUCCGCUGUUAAAAGUUUAGAUACAAAAAUAAAAGUAAAC
Liolophura sinensis is the source of this 8898-nucleotide messenger RNA. Its product is annotated as FRAS1-related extracellular matrix protein 1-like. Gene Ontology annotation, biological process: anatomical structure morphogenesis; cell communication; homophilic cell-cell adhesion. Gene Ontology annotation, cellular component: membrane. Gene Ontology annotation, molecular function: calcium ion binding. The record is from RefSeq and is a predicted model, not a curated record. Bases 110 to 6541 code for a protein of 2143 amino acids. Lineage: Eukaryota; Metazoa; Mollusca; Polyplacophora; Chitonida; Chitonidae. The transcript has 10 exons.